AUGGAGGAGUACGAGAAGGUGGAUACGAUUGGUGAAGGCACGUACGGGGUCGUGUAUAAAGCGCGGGUGCGCUCGACCGGAGAGAUUUUAGCCUUGAAACGUAUUCGUUUAGAGCAAGAAGAAGAAGGCGUCCCGUCAACUGCCAUUCGAGAGAUCUCUUUGUUGAAAGAACUCAGGCACGAAAACAUCGUGAAACUGGUGGACGUGGUGCACUUGGAGAAAAAGCUCUACUUAGUGUUUGAAUAUUUAGAUUUAGAUUUGAAAAAGCACAUGGACGCGAGUCCGCACAUAUCGAACGAUCGAAUGGUGAUUAAAGGAUACGUGUAUCAAAUGUGCGCCGGCAUCGCGUUUUGUCACUCGCACAGAGUGUUGCACAGAGAUUUAAAGCCACAGAAUUUAUUAAUCGAUACGGAAACGAACUCGUUGAAGUUAGCGGAUUUUGGGUUGGCGAGAGCGUUUGCGAUUCCGUUGAGGGCGUACACGCACGAGGUAGUGACGUUAUGGUAUCGAGCGCCGGAAAUUUUGUUAGGCGCGAAGCAAUAUUCCACGCCGGUGGACGUGUGGUCGAUUGGGUGUAUUUUCGCGGAGAUGAUUAAUCAGUCGCCGUUAUUUCCUGGAGACUCUGAAAUCGAUCAGUUAUUUAAGAUAUUUCGCGGGUUAGGGACUCCAGUCGACACCGUUUGGCCAGAAGUGUCGCAACUGCCGGAUUACAAGGAGGAGUUUCCCAAAUGGAAGGCGAAGGAGAUGAAGGAGUUGUGCCCGAAAGUCGACGAGUUUGGUUUAGAUUUAUUGAAGAGGAUGUUGGUGUAUCCGCCACACAUGAGAGUGUCAGCGAAAGAUGCGUUGAGACAUCGAUACUUUGAAGAUUACGAUCCGAAAAGUCACGUGAAGAACGUGGAGAGAGCUUUGAAUUCUUCACUCGAUGGGGGCAACGAAUAA
This is a messenger RNA of Bathycoccus prasinos, 939 nucleotides long. RefSeq lists its product with no specific name. Bases 1 to 939 code for a protein of 312 amino acids. Gene Ontology annotation, molecular function: cyclin-dependent protein serine/threonine kinase activity; ATP binding; cyclin binding. Gene Ontology annotation, biological process: regulation of meiotic cell cycle; signal transduction; G1/S transition of mitotic cell cycle. The transcript is spliced from 2 exons. Gene Ontology annotation, cellular component: nucleus; cyclin-dependent protein kinase holoenzyme complex; cytoplasm. NCBI's taxonomy places the organism in Eukaryota, Viridiplantae, Chlorophyta, Mamiellophyceae, Mamiellales, Bathycoccaceae. The record is from RefSeq and is a predicted model, not a curated record.